Messenger RNA from Cylas formicarius (sweet potato weevil), 3658 nucleotides. Its product is annotated as myeloperoxidase-like. Lineage: Eukaryota; Metazoa; Arthropoda; Insecta; Coleoptera; Brentidae. The record is from RefSeq and is a predicted model, not a curated record. Gene Ontology annotation, molecular function: peroxidase activity; heme binding. Gene Ontology annotation, biological process: response to oxidative stress. The coding region runs from base 169 to 3654 and encodes 1161 amino acids. The transcript has 9 exons.
CAGCGACAGGUCAGGAAAAUCAGGAAACAAGCAACGACACAUUCAAAUAACCGCGAAGGUGCUCUUCGGAUCUGUACACGCCAUUAACAGACUCAAAGAAGAAGAACGGAUGGCUAAAGAGAAAAACAAAAGGAUAUAGGAAGAAUCGCGAACGUAACAUGGGUGACGAUGGCGCUGGUGGCACUUUUUCCAAUCGCAAACGAAACCACGACUAUAAGACGAACAAUACAAAACGACCUAAAUAACGUAGACGAAAUAACAUUUGGCGAACGUAACACACAAACAAACGAUGAUAGACAAACGACUUAUUCUCAAAUCCGUAAAGAAAACGAAAGUUCCAAUAACUCGAAUCUUAAGGUUGUUAACCUAGGUGAAUUUUCUAGACACAAUAGAAAUUUAGGGGACCGUACACUACUUAAUAAUUUUAACGCUAAUAACAUAUCGAAAAAUAAAUUUAAAAAAUAUGACGUUAGACCGCAACAACAAGAAGUUGAUCAAGCCGUUGAAGAUGGAAUGGAACUGUUGCGUAAUUUAGUGCAGAUUAAAGAACCCUUAUGGUAUAAGCAAGGGUUGUAUUUGGACGAAACUCAUCCGGCCACAAGAGUGGCAAAGUUCGGAGCUCCUAUGAACAGAAAGGCCAUCGCGUUGUCCAACAUGGGGUACGCAAUGUUGGAAGCGACCCAAAGACUUGUUCAAUCAUAUCGAGAAAAUGUUCACACGAAAUCUCCGAGCUUCCCAAAUGACAUACAACCCAGGAUAAGUCCCGACGAGUGUCCCUUCAGAGAUCACGCGAGAUGUCCCCUCGCUUCCAAAAGAUUUAGGACGCCAAAUGGGAUAUGCAACAAUGUUGACCAACCAUGGAGAGGUGCGGCGAUGGUACCUCUCCAACGAUUUUUGCCUCCAGCUUAUCAAGACGGAAUUCAAAGCAUUAAACGAUCGAUUCUCGGGCAUCAACUUCCAUCACCACGCGAAAUCAGCACCAAGAUACACAGAGACAAAAAUGUAGAACUAGAAAGCGUGACUCUAAUGUUUAUGCAGUGGGGUCAGUUCAUUGAUCACGAUCUCGUCUCCGUUGUCAAAUCUAGAAGCUUUAACGGAUCAAUUCCCCGAUGCUGCGAUAUGAUGGGCCGCGGAUUUCUUCCAUCUAAUUUUACACACCCGUCUUGCCUACCAAUAGAAGUACCACGCGACGAUUGGUUUUUUAGUCAGUUCGGUAUUCGUUGCAUGGAAUUCGUACGAUCGGCUCCAUCUAUCGGUAUAAAUUGCCACUUGGGUUGGAGAGAGCAAAUCAAUCAAGUGACCUCUUUCAUAGACGCUUCCAUGAUCUAUGGAAACGACCUGGAAACUUUAAAUUUCAUCAGAACUUUUAGAGGUGGAAAAAUCAUUUAUGGACGUUCCCAUCUCCGCGGCCCUUUGAACCCUCCAAAUCCGGAAAAGAGUGAAUUGUGCAGAGCGGGUGCUAUAACCGAAGAUUGCAUGGAAGCUGGUGAUGCCAGACUGGGCGAACAACCUGGUCUCAUAGCGAUGCAUACAGUUUUUGUCCGAUACCAUAACAAAAUAGCCACGGUUUUGUCUAAGCUUAACAAACAUUGGAGCGACGAAAGAACAUUCCAGGAAACAAGAAAAAUUGUUUACUCUGCUAUCCAACACAUAACGUACAGAGAGUUCUUACCCCUCGUUGUUGGUCCCGAAGUAACAGACUUGUUUGAAUUGAGGCUGAAGAACAAGGGAUUUUAUACGUUAUACGAUUCAAAAUUUGAUCCGGGUGUAGCGAAUUCGUUUGCUACUGCGGCCUUUCGAUUCGGUCAUAGCAUGGUUCAGAAUUCGUUUAUCAGGACUGACAGCCAGCAUAUGCCUCUCAGUAACAACGUAUCCCUCCACGAAGAAUUAAAUAACGCGCAAAACAUCUGGAGUUUUGGAGCCGUGGACAGACUGCUUCUCGGUUUAAGUAACCAGGCGUCGCAAAAAAGAGACGAAUUUAUGGCAAGCGAACUCACAAAUCACCUGUUCCAAUUUUCCGACGCCUUCUCAUUUGGCAUGGAUCUGGGCGCGAUCAAUAUCCAAAGAGGAAGGGAUCACGGCAUCCCUUCGUAUACAUCCUGGAGGGCGCCAUGCGGAUUAAACCCAAUAAGGAAUUGGACCGAUUUGGAAAAAAUCAUGAACGUUGAAGUUGUUAGCAGGCUUAAGUCAUUGUAUGAUCACAUCGACGAUGUCGAUUUAUUUACCGGCGGCUUGGCGGAACGACCUUUAAGAGGAUCCGUCGUUGGUCCUACCUUCGCGUGCAUCAUCGCUCAACAAUUUUUAAACCUCAGACGAGGAGAUCGAUUCUGGUAUGAAAACGGAGGAUUCGAGUCCUCCUUCACACCCGCCCAGCUGCAGCAAAUCAGGAAAGUUUCCCUAUCGCAGAUUUUAUGCCAAACAAUGAACGAAAUCGAGACUAUUCAAGAGUUCGUAUUUCUAUCUCCGGAUAAUGUAAAGAAUAGGCGCGUACCUUGUAAUAGUAGGGAACUGCGCAGCUUCAAUUUAGGAGUUUGGGCCGAAAAAGCUCCUAACGUUGAAAACGACCAACCGAAUACUAAGAAGAUUAAAAGAUCGAGUGCGUCUCAUGAUCCGAUAUCUGCCCAAACGAAAUAUGCUGAACUAAAUACUGUACCCAAGCGGCCAGCGUUUCAAAGCAAUCGCAUACGUGUGCAAGAUUCGCUGCAUUCUGAAGUUUCGUACUUGUUCGGAGUGGUGCCUGAACAGACAACAAUCAACAGCAGACCCAUCGAAAUUAACAUUAAUAUUCAGUACCAUCCCCAGACGACGACGAAACAAAAAAAGCGACCGAACAAUUAUUACUUGACAACCGGGGGCAACACUACAAGAAAACCACAAACGUUAACUACAGAAAGACCCAACGGACACUCUAACUAUCACGUAUAUUCUCAAACGCAUGGCUACCACGGGCCGACACCAAGACCUGUUACGAGUGCUAUAGUUACAAUAAACCAGCAAAGACCUAAUAAUUAUUUCGACCGAAAACCUCUAGACGAUUACAACUACAACCUUAAUCAACAAACAUCCCACGACUCAACUUAUGAACGCCCCUUCGUUUCUUUAAACAAACCGUUGUACAAUGACGAUUACAUUGACGAUGACGGCGCAGUAACGUACAACAUCGACAGUCACAGACCACACCACUUACAAGACCCCUACCACAGAGACCGAAUUGACGUAGAUGACAUUCAGGAACAAUUUUUUGCAAACAUGAAAGACGGCCCUCUCGGCGGGAAACUUGACAUUGACGACAAACUUGACUUUAAAUCUCGAGUUAUUAGCAACAGAGACACAACUGACGACAAAAGAUUCGUGAAAAUUUCAGCAGCCCACGCCGAUACUGUAUCCGAUGGUAGGAAUUAUAACCAUCACGUUCGUGUGAGCGAUUUUGCCGAGAGAAUGAUCGAAAGGAACAACAAGCCACCUCGAAAAGUACGAAUUGUUGAUUUGGAUGUCGUUCCCAGUGGAGACAGCGAUGAUUGGGAAUUUUCCUAUGCAACAGAACCAACACCGGAUCUAGUGGAUGUGCCCGAACUGCCUUCAACUAAUCAAUAUUCAGAAGAACUCCCGAAACUGAUGACCAAAAAACAAACUAAUCGACAACGUGGCUCUUAACUUG